Messenger RNA from Drosophila ananassae, 612 nucleotides. RefSeq names its product nucleoside diphosphate kinase (gene awd). The record is from RefSeq and is a predicted model, not a curated record. The transcript is spliced from 2 exons. Gene Ontology annotation, molecular function: nucleoside diphosphate kinase activity. NCBI's taxonomy places the organism in Eukaryota, Metazoa, Arthropoda, Insecta, Diptera, Drosophilidae. Bases 23 to 526 code for a protein of 167 amino acids. Gene Ontology annotation, biological process: CTP biosynthetic process; UTP biosynthetic process; GTP biosynthetic process.
AUCGUCCACCCCUGGCUUGCAAAUGUUAGGCACCAUCUUGGCACUCUUCUCCAUUAUUUCCGUAGCGAUGGCCAACAAGGAGCGUACUUUCAUCAUGGUCAAGCCUGACGGCGUCCAGCGUGGACUCGUCGGCAAGAUCAUCGAGCGCUUCGAGCAGAAGGGCUUCAAACUGGUCGCCCUGAAGUUCACCUGGGCCUCCAAGGAGCUGCUGGAGAAGCACUAUGCUGAUCUGUCCAGCCGCCCCUUCUUCCCCGGAUUGGUCAACUACAUGAACUCCGGCCCAGUCGUCCCCAUGGUUUGGGAGGGUCUGAAUGUGGUCAAGACCGGCCGCCAGAUGCUCGGUGCCACCAACCCCGCCGACUCUCUGCCUGGUACCAUCCGUGGCGACUUCUGCAUCCAGGUCGGACGCAACAUCAUCCACGGAUCCGACGCCGUCGAGUCUGCCGAGAAGGAGAUCGCUCUGUGGUUCACUGAGAAGGAGCUGGUCAGCUGGACUCCAGCUGCCACCAACUGGGUCUACGAAUAAAUGCAUAGAGUUCGCAUUACUCAGUCUCUCAGCCUAAUUUAAAUACAGAGAUUCUUCAAAAGAAAUAAAAUUCCACAACACACAUA